AUGUCAGAAGCACCUGCAGAUCCAGUGCUCUUUGAGUCUUGGAAGCCCAAGAUCGCCAAGUACAAUCAGGAACUGGAAAAUUCCAUGAAGCAGGAGUACCGCUUACCCAAGGACAAGUUCCCAGCCGCUGAUGAGAUUGAUAUGGUGCCAAUUGCAAAGUCCAGUGGACUGCUUACCGAGUCUGAGCUUACUAUCACUGAAACAUCCGCAGUUGAACUGUGUGCGAAAAUGGCCAAGGGCGAAUUAACGGCAACUGCUGUUCUGGAUGCUUUCGUCAAACGUGCUACUAUUGCGCAUGAGUUGUUGAAUGUUGCCACCGGGUUCAUAUUGGAAGACGGUUACGCCAGAGCAAAGGAACUGGACGAAUACUAUGCUAAAACCGGCAAAACGGUUGGUCCAUUGCACGGACUACCAGUCUCUAUUAAAGAACAUAUCGGCUUCAAAGAUAAGGUUUGUCAUGCUGGAUUUGUCUCGUUGAUUGAGAACGUGACUCCUGACGAUGCCGUCACAUUGAAAGUGCUUUACAAACAAGGUGCGGUAUUCUAUGUGCGUACCAACGAGCCGCAGAGUCUGAUGCACCCAAACACCACCAAUUACAUCACCGGCAAAACUGUAAACGCCAAUAACAUCAAAUUGAGUUCCGGAGGUUCUUCUGGUGGUGAAGGCUCGUUGGUAGCCUUCAAGGGCUCUCCAAUGGGAAUGGGUACCGAUAUCGGUGGUUCCAUCAGGUUUCCAGCUGCCUUCAAUGGUGUGUAUGGAUUCAAGCCCUCCAGCAAGAUAAUUUCCAUGAUGGGAUGUGUGGCUGCUGGAGAAGGUCAGGAGAGUAUUCCCUGUGCAAUGGGUCCAAUUUGCUCUUAUUUGGACGAUAUGACCCUCUUCAUGAAAGCAUACGCUGAAGCAGAACCCUGGAAACUGGACCCAAGUCUGAUCCCACGCAAAUGGGAAGACGUUACUCUGGACCCUUCCAAAUUGAAAGUGGCUAUAAUGUGGGAUGACGGCGAGGUCAAGCCUCAUCCUCCAAUUCAAAGAGGUCUCAAGUUUGCAGCAGAGAAGCUCAAAGCAGCUGGUGUUGAGUUGGUGGAUUGGAAGCCAGUCAUGCCUGGUAAGGCCUUCGAGACUGUGGGUCCAAUGUACUAUGGAGAUGGCUGCAAAGCAUGCAAAGAUUUAUUGGCUAUUUCUGGUGAGCCAAUUCAUCCUUUGACAGCUUACGCGUUCAGCAUGAACCACUUGGGAGACUAUUCGGCUGCAAAGCUCUGGGACUUGAAUGCAACCAAGGAUAAAAUCUACCUGGAGACGUUCGACCAGAUGAAUGAAUUGGGAGUCGACUAUAUCCUUGCACCAACAUAUGUUGGUGUCGCUGCCGAGCAGGAGAACAUUCAUUACUGGAACUAUACGUCUUUGUGGAACCUCUUAGACCAGCCAUGUGUGAUCAUUCCAACCGGUCUCAGGCAGGAUCCUGCGAUCGACCUGGUCGAGGAUCGUGAACCAUGGAGCAAAUGGGACGCUGAGCAGAAGCAGAAAUACGACAAAGACCCUGCUCUUUUCACCAACGGUCCAAUUGCGUUGCAAGUCGUUGGUAGAAGACUCCAUGAUGAACAUGCUCUUGCUGCUGCCAAGAUCAUCGACGAUAUCUUGCAUGGGUGA
This is a messenger RNA of Kuraishia capsulata CBS 1993, 1644 nucleotides long. RefSeq lists its product as uncharacterized. The coding region runs from base 1 to 1644 and encodes 547 amino acids. The transcript has a single exon. The record is from RefSeq and is a predicted model, not a curated record. Lineage: Eukaryota; Fungi; Ascomycota; Pichiomycetes; Pichiales; Pichiaceae.